Messenger RNA from Ilyonectria robusta, 192 nucleotides. RefSeq lists its product as uncharacterized. The annotation marks the transcript as partial. Lineage: Eukaryota; Fungi; Ascomycota; Sordariomycetes; Hypocreales; Nectriaceae. The transcript has a single exon. The record is from RefSeq and is a predicted model, not a curated record.
UACGGAAUCCCUGCACUCUGCCACGAUACAGAGAUACAGUUACACACAGUUACAUCAGCCGGAAAUCCCAUAAAGCUCAACCUAUCCAUCAAAUACAUAGUAAAAGGCAUUAAUAAGAAGCUAAUAAUAGACUCCGCGGUUCGGACUUACAUCAGUAAAGAUAGUAAGAUUAAGAAGGUAGAAGAUCGGUAG